Molecule: messenger RNA, 1435 nt
Organism: Schistocerca nitens (vagrant locust)
Lineage: Eukaryota; Metazoa; Arthropoda; Insecta; Orthoptera; Acrididae
Product: XK-related protein 7-like
Exons: 6
Coding region: 5-1264 (419 amino acids)
Biological process (GO): engulfment of apoptotic cell; apoptotic process involved in development; phosphatidylserine exposure on apoptotic cell surface
Cellular component (GO): plasma membrane
Source: RefSeq, a predicted model, not a curated record
UAAAAUGGCGGAAUGUGUUGUUGUGAAGUUUGGCGGGGAUAGAGGUGUUAGUUGCGGUGACGAUGGUAACAGUAAUUUGCAAGAUGAAAUGCACAACAGUACAUCAUACCAGACAUUCGGGAUUUACCACGCUGUGUGUAUUGCGUUGUCAAUUGUGACUUACGUCGUUGACGUUGUACUUCAUUGCUGGCUGGCAUACUUUUAUUUAACUCAAGGACAUGGGCCGUAUUUUGCUUAUUUUGGUUUAACAGUAACAUUUUUAGUGGUGCCAGCGCUUAUAUCAACCGCGUUCAGCAUGCGAUGGUACAUAAAUGAUGUGGAUGAACCAUCAUUGCCUAAACCACCACUGUGGAAAUGGGUGGUGAGGAUAAUAAUGCUGCUUCUACAGUUAGCUCCACUACUUAGGUAUUUUGACACAUUGUCAUAUGGAUGCCGGAGUGUGAUUGCUGGGAAGUUGGGAAAUGGGAUCAGACAGCAAAAAUUGUACAGAAUAAUGCUAGAUGAAGACUCUGAUGCUUCCUUGUUAAGACUGUUCCACUGUUUCCUUCAUUCUUUUCCACAAGCAGUACUUCAGCUUAUGAUUCUGCUUUCGGCUGCAAACAUCCAAGAAACGAGCCCAGUUCAAGGUCUCCAGUCUUGGGCUGUUGCGUGCUCUUUAAUAUCUAUUGCCUGGUCACUCACCUCUUACCAUCGAUCUGUAAGGUUUGCCAGAGAUGAUAAAGAAAAAUUGGCAUGGCAAGGAGCUGUGAUGCAGUUUUGCUGGCAUCUGUUGAGUGCAGUGUCACGUGUUCUGGCUUUGAGUCUACUGGCUGCGCUCUAUCCUGCCUGGAUGGGGAUGGUCUGCCUGGCUCACUGGAUGGUGAUGUCAGCAUGGCUGGCUCUCAGCCACCAACCUACUGCAGUCUGUACCAGUCGCUGCGAGGAGUUGCUCUUUAGUGCUGCUCUGGGAUUUGCAUAUAUUUUGACUUUUGUGGCCCCACGUGAUGGACCGACUAGAUAUUCGUACCUUGCAUAUUACUUGGUGUUCUUUAUGGAAAACACUGGUGCUCUUGUUGUGUGGUGUGUUUCAAGCAACUCCGCACAAAAUCCUAUCCUGUACUAUGGAGCCGUUGUUGUCCAGACAACAGCUUUUCUUCUUGCCAUUUUUUUUAUGCUUACGUAUUAUCGACACUUCCAUCCAAGUGGAACUACUAUCAGGCUCAGCAAAAGCAUUGCUAUUACGGAUCCGGGAACAGAGCUGAAACGUCGGACUACGAACCAAUAAAAAGUUAACAGUUGGUGUUUACUUGUUAUGUGAUCAGAAGCUAUGUCACGAAAAUACAGUAUUUAUGUAUAUAAGAUUAACAGAGAUAUAUGUAUACAUAUAUGUAUAUUUUAAAUAUUUGAAUUCUCAAAGCGGAUUGAUAAUUUUGAUAUGGUGAGUUGAAGCACAAUU